Molecule: messenger RNA, 621 nt
Organism: Vidua macroura (Pin-tailed whydah)
Lineage: Eukaryota; Metazoa; Chordata; Aves; Passeriformes; Viduidae
Product: proline-rich protein 2-like
Exons: 4
Coding region: 1-621 (206 amino acids)
Source: RefSeq, a predicted model, not a curated record
AUGGUACACACACCACAAGAUUGGCCUUUCCCGUCCAUUAUCUUCAAAAGCAGCGUGGCCACAGAGCCCCGAUCCUGCAAUCCUGCGCUUCGCAGGCGCGCAAAGCCCACGCAGAUCCGACUUUGCCUGCAGGAGGACGGCAUUGAUCCGCUUUCCUUGGGAAAGCCAUGCCGGGAGACAACAGGCCCUCUGCCGAACGAGGGAGGGCCGCAGCCCUGCCGCCCCAGCCCCGCCGCUCUCCCGGCGCCGCCGCCCCCCGCCACCUCCAGGGGGCGCCCGGCGGCCGCUCCUCCGCCGCCUGAGGGGCCGGGGGGCGGCGGGGGCUGCGCCGAGAAGGACGGGCAGGACCCAUCCCUUACCUUUAAUAAAAAAAAUACCUCCCUCCCUGUUAAAAAAAGCUCUUUCUUUUCCUUAAGGCCUGAGGAGAAAGCUCCGCAUCAGCUUCCUUGCCCCAAGCACCCUCGUUGCCCCGAAUGUCCCUCUUGCGCCCAACAUCCCUUCGUUGCCAGCGAUUUCAAGUGCACUUAUGGAAGAAGGCUGAGGAAAAGACACAUGCCUAGCACAGAUUUCAGACUUCUGGACAUCAGCAAUGGAAAUAAUUUUCAUCAGCUAUGUGGCUAG